UAAACGCCAGAGCCCUGCCGGCCGCAGCAUCUCUAGCUGCGUCCCCAAUUGCCGGCGCUUUUUGUGCGCAUGCACCAGCGCGGCUUUUGCGACUACUCCAAAGAUCUUCGCAGAGGGAACGUGCAAGUAGUUUGGCCUAGUUCGCUUGCCAUUACGGCGGAGCGUCACGCGGAGGAUUGUGGGUGUGAGGCCCACGUGAGGCUUGGGAAGGACUCCGGACGUAUUUGUUUUCUUCAAGCAUUUGAUCAAGAUUAAGAAUUAAAAAUGUCAUCCAAACAAGAAAUAAUGAGUGACCAGCGGUUUAGACGGGUUGCAAAGGACCCGAGAUUUUGGGAAAUGCCGGAAAAGGAUCGAAAAGUCAAAAUUGACAAGAGAUUUCGAGCUAUGUUUCAUGACAAGAAGUUCAAGUUGAACUACGCCGUGGAUAAAAGAGGGCGCCCCAUUAGCCAUAGCACUACAGAGGAUUUGAAACGUUUUUACGACCUUUCAGAUUCUGAUUCCGAUCUCUCUGAUGAAGAUAGUAAAGCAUUGAGUCAAAAGAAAAUAAAGAAGAAAAAAACCCAGACUAAAAAAGAAAUCGAUUCAAAAAAUCUAGUUGAGAAAAAGAAAGAAACCAAGAAGGCUAAUCACAAGGGUUCUGAAAAUAAAACUGAUUUAGAUAAUUCUGUAGGAAUUAAAAAAAUGAAAACCUCAUGUAAAUUUAAGAUAGAUUCAAACAUAAGUCCAAAGAAGGAUAGCAAAGAAUUUACACAAAAAAGUAAGAAAGAGAAAAAAAACAUUGUUCAACAUACUACAGACUCUUCUCUCAAAGAAAAACAAAGGACAUUAGACUCAGGCACCUCUGAAAUUGUGAAAUCUCCUAGGAUCAAGUGUUCUAAGACAAGAAGAGAAAUGCAGUCAGUGUUUCCACCCAUAAUGACAAGAGACGGUGAUAGUUAUGAAAACUCAACAGAUGGUGAAAUGUUUGACAAAGAUGCUCUGGAGGAAGAUUCAGAAAGCGUUAGUGAAUUAGGAAGUGAUGAGGAAUCUGAAAAUGAAAUUACAGGUGUUGGUAGAGCUUCAGGUGAUGAUGAUGAUGGAAGUGAAGAUGAUGAAGAUGAGGAUGAAGAUGAAGAGGAAGAUGAAGAUGAGGAUAGUGAGGAUGAUGAUGAAAGUGACAGUGGCCCUGAUCUUGCAAGGGGUAAAGGAAAUAUAGAAACUAGUUCUGAAGAUGAAGAUGAUAUGGCAGAUUUGUUUCCAGAAGAAUCUGGUUUUGAGCAUGCUUGGAGAGAAUUAGAUAAAGAUGCUCCUCGUGCUGAUGAGAUUACACGUCGAUUAGCAGUUUGUAACAUGGACUGGGAUAGAUUAAAGGCAAAAGAUUUGCUGGCUCUGUUCAAUUCAUUUAAGCCCAAAGGAGGUGUAAUAUUUUCCGUCAAGAUAUAUCCUUCAGAAUUUGGAAAGGAGAGGAUGAAGGAAGAGCAAGUUCAAGGACCAGUAGAGCUAUUAAGUAUUCCUGAAGAUGCCCCAGAAAAAGACUGGACGUCUAGAGAAAAAUUGAGAGAUUAUCAAUUCAAACGACUGAAGUACUAUUAUGCAGUAGUAGACUGUGAUUCUCCGGAAACAGCUAGUAAAAUUUAUGAGGAUUGUGAUGGCCUGGAAUUUGAAAGUAGUUGUUCUUUCAUAGAUCUAAGGUUUAUACCAGAUGAUAUUACUUUUGAUGAUGAGCCUAAGGAUGUAGCCUCAGAAGUGAAUUUAACAGCAUAUAAACCAAAAUAUUUCACAUCUGCUGCAAUGGGAACAUCAACGGUGGAAAUCACUUGGGAUGAGACUGAUCAUGAAAGAAUUACAAUGCUCAACAGGAAGUUUAAAAAGGAAGAGCUUUUGGACAUGGAUUUUCAAGCCUACUUAGCUUCCUCUAGUGAAGAUGAAGAGACAGAAGAGGAGCUACAAGGUGAUGAUGGAGUCAAUGUAGAAGAAGAUGGGAAAACAAAGAAAAGUCAGAAAGAUGAUGAAGAACAAAUUGCUAAAUACAGGCAGCUCUUGCAGGUUAUUCAAGAAAAAGAAAAGAAAGGCAAAGAAAAUGAUAUGGAAAUGGAAAUUAAAUGGGUUCCAGGUCUUAAAGAAAGUGCAGAAGAGAUGGUCAAAAACAAAUUGGAAGGAAAGGAUAAACUGACCCCUUGGGAACAAUUUUUAGAGAAGAAGAAAGAGAAAAAAAGACUGAAAAGGAAACAGAAGGCUCUUGCUGAAGAGGCCAGUGAAGAGGAACUUCCCUCUGAUGUUGAUUUGAAUGACCCAUACUUUGCUGAAGAAGUUAAACAAAUAGGUAUAAAUAAAAAAUCGGUAAAAUCUGCAAAAGAUGGCACAUCUCCAGAAGAAGAAACUGAAAUAGAAAGACAAAAGGCUGAAAUGGCUUUGCUUAUGAUGGAUGAGGACGAGGACAGUAAGAAACACUUCAAUUACAACAAGAUUGUGGAGCACCAGAAUCUGAGCAAAAAGAAGAAAAAGCAGCUCAUGAAAAAGAAGGAAUUAAUAGAGGAUGACUUUGAGGUAAAUGUUAACGAUGCACGGUUUCAGGCAAUGUACACUUCCCACUUGUUCAAUUUGGACCCCUCAGAUCCCAAUUUCAAGAAAACAAAAGCUAUGGGAAAAAUCCUUGAGGAGAAGGCCCGGCAAAGAGAACGAAAAGAACAAGAACUUACUCAGGCAAUAAAGAAAAAAGAGAGUGAGAUUGAAAAGGAAUCACAAAGGAAGUCCAUUGAUCCUGCUUUGUCAGUGUUGAUUAAAUCUAUAAAAACCAAAACAGAGCAGUUUCAAGCAAGAAAAAAGCAAAAAGUCAAAUAACUGGAUGUUACUUAUUUUUGAAUUGAAUACCAUCUUUUCCUAAAAUGUACAGAAAUAGUAGGAGGGCAUAUUUAUUGGAAACAAAGCUAUCUUUCAAGAAUAUGAAUAAAUCUUUUUCUGGACAUAGUAAAAUUUUUCUCCAUAAAUAAUUGUACUUAAUUGUGGAUGACUGACAAAUUUGUAUUGUAUAUUCCUACAGAUUAGUCAUAAUUAAAUUACCUGAAGUAUAGGUUUUAUAAAAUUUUUAUAUUUUACAGUGUUCAAUUCUAACUAGUGGAAAGUUACUCUAGCUUUUUUAAAAGGCUGUUUACAAUUCUGUGUAAAAAUAGAACAGUAUCUACCCUUAAGUUUGUGUAAACGUUAGGGAUAAUUUGAAAAAUAUAUAUAUUUAAUACAUUAAUUUCUCUGGAAGCAGGAGACAUGUUUAAAUAACUAUUAAAAUAAUUUAUUUUUCUAGCCAUAAAGGAUGGAAGUCAAGAACUUUUUGUUGUUUAGUCAUGUUAAGUAUAGUUUAUGAAACUAACUUGUAAAUAAAAGUGUAAAAUAUUUUCA
Pongo pygmaeus (Bornean orangutan) is the source of this 3372-nucleotide messenger RNA. It is a transcript of the gene ESF1, whose product is annotated as ESF1 nucleolar pre-rRNA processing protein. NCBI's taxonomy places the organism in Eukaryota, Metazoa, Chordata, Mammalia, Primates, Hominidae. Gene Ontology annotation, cellular component: nucleus. Gene Ontology annotation, molecular function: RNA binding. The transcript has 14 exons. Bases 265 to 2820 code for a protein of 851 amino acids. The record is from RefSeq and is a predicted model, not a curated record. Gene Ontology annotation, biological process: rRNA processing.